This is a messenger RNA of Archocentrus centrarchus (flier cichlid), 3486 nucleotides long. RefSeq names its product protein kinase C delta type-like. Lineage: Eukaryota; Metazoa; Chordata; Actinopteri; Cichliformes; Cichlidae. Gene Ontology annotation, molecular function: ATP binding; diacylglycerol-dependent serine/threonine kinase activity. Gene Ontology annotation, biological process: protein phosphorylation. Bases 317 to 2362 code for a protein of 681 amino acids. The record is from RefSeq and is a predicted model, not a curated record. The transcript has 17 exons.
AUGCCUACAUAGCAUUGUGGGACUACACGCGCGCCACACUUACGGAGUUACUCGCGUGCGUGUCCUCGGGAAUUCACCUGGUUGACGUCACGCAGUCGCCUUGUGCUCCGCGCGCUGCGUCGACCCGCAGCGCACAAAACCUGGCAGACAAACAGAGGGAGCCUCUAGUAACAGCAGCGGGCUUGAACACUUCCUUAAAACCAUUCAAGCUUUUUGAAGUCGAGUCUCCGGGAAAAUAAUAAUAAAAAAAAACAAACUUGAGAAGAACAAGAAACUUACAGUCAGGCUAACGAGGAGGCUUUGGUGAGUGGUCACCAUGGCACCCUUCCUGCGUAUCACCCUCAAUAAUUAUGAUAUGAGUGCCCUGCCUCCUUUUUCUGAUCCUCCCAUCUGUGCCAUCAGGAUGAAAGAGUCUAUCGACACAGAGAGGGGGAAGACCCUGGUUCAGAGGAAGCCCACAAUGUUUCCCCCUUGGAAGUCCUGUUUUGAUGCUCAUAUCAAGGAGGGGCGUGUCCUAGAGGUGGUUCUGAUGCAGAGUACUGAGGAGCCAUUGGCCAAGGCCACAGUGGGCGUGUCUGUGCUGGCGGAACGCUGUAGGAAGUCCAGAGCCAACGGACGUGCUGAUUUCUGGGUCGACCUUCAGCCUUCUGGGAAGAUUCAGAUGACUGUGCAGUUUUUUGUGGAGGAUGGUGAUUCAGUGCCGGCCAGGCAGUCAGUGAUGUCUAUUCCUGAAGAUGGAACCAUGACCCUGAACAGGAGGAGAGGCGCGUUCAAGCAGCCCAAGGUUCAUGUAAUCAAGAAUCAUGAAUUCACCGCCACCUUCUUCCACCAGCCCACCUUCUGCUCCGUCUGCAGAGAGUUUCUCUGGGGGCUCAACAAGCAAGGAUACAAAUGCAGACACUGCAACGCCGCAAUCCACAAGAAAUGCAGCGAAAAAAUCAUCGGCAAGUGCACUCGAACAGCAACCAACAGUCGUGAGACUAUGUUCCAGAAAGAACGUUUCAACAUUGACAUGCCUCAUCGCUUUAAAAGUUACAACUACAAGAGCCCCACUUUCUGUGACCAUUGUGGCAGUCUGCUGUGGGGUCUCAUUAAGCAGGGCCUUAAAUGUGAAGACUGUGGCAUGAACGUACACAGUUACUGUACAAACAAAGUGGCCAAUCUUUGUGGAAUCAACCAGAAGCUACUAGCAGAGGCGCUGUCUCAAGUCUCCCAGAAAUCUAUAAAGAAGUCUGACGACACCGCCGGAGCAGAUACUGGCAUCUACCAAGAUGUCCGAAAUGCAACAGCAGACUCUAGUGGUGACAAUGGGAAGAGCCCUAGCCCUGCCCCAACCUCAGCUACGGGUCCCCAGGUACGCCUCUCCCUCAACCAGCUACUGUUCCACAAGGUUCUGGGGAAAGGCAGCUUUGGCAAGGUGAUGCUUGCAGAGCUGAAGGGGCAGGGUGUGUACUUUGCCGUGAAGGUCCUGAAGAAGGAUGUUGUUCUCAUGGAUGAUGAUGUGGAGUGCACCAUGGUGGAGAAAAGAGUCCUGGCCCUCGCCUGGCAAAACCCUUUUCUCACUCACCUCUGCGCCACAUUCCAGUCAAAAGAGCACCUCUUCUUUGUAAUGGAGUACUUGAAUGGAGGUGACUUGAUGUUUCACAUUCAAGACAAAGGCCGUUUUGAUAUCAACAGAGCUACAUUCUAUGCUGCUGAGAUUGUAGUGGGACUGCAGUUCCUCCACUCAAAGGGAAUUAUCUACAGAGACCUGAAGCUGGACAAUGUGAUGCUGGACAAGGAUGGACACAUAAAGAUAGCAGACUUUGGCAUGUGCAAGGAGAAUGUCUUUGGAGAUGUCAAAGCGAGCACAUUCUGUGGGACACCAGACUAUAUCGCACCAGAGAUCCUGUGUGGACAGAAGUACACAUUCUCAGUGGAUUGGUGGUCUUUUGGUGUCCUGGUGUACGAGAUGCUUAUCGGUCAGUCGCCUUUCCAAGGUGACGACGAGGAUGAGCUGUUUGAAUCCAUCAGGUCAGACGUCCCUCACUACCCUCGGUGGAUCUCCAAGGAGUCCAAGAGCCUGCUUGAACUGUUGUUUGAGCGAGAUCCCACUCGCAGACUGGGUGUUGUGGGGGACGUCCGAGCACACUCUUUCUUCAGAACCAUUAACUGGGUAACACUGGAGAAGAGACAAGUGGAGCCCCCUUUCAAGCCUAAAGUGAAAUCCCCCAAUGACUGCAGCAACUUUGAUCGUGAGUUCCUGAAUGAGAAGCCGCGUCUCUCCCAUGCUGACAAAAACCUCAUUGACUCCAUGGACCAAACAGCUUUCAGUGGCUUUUCCUUCAUCAACCCCAAGCUGGAACCCAUGAUAACCAAAUAAGAAAGCAGAACAGCAUCCUCGGAUGGCUCAUCACUCCAACAAGCUUCUUUCCCAACUCCCUUUGUCUUCAUGUGGUGAAGGGCCUGAGCUUGACAAUUACUUUUUUUUUUUUUUUUCCCAGUUCCCUAACAGAGGGUGAGAUAAAAGGAAACUAAGAUGUUGCUGGCACCUAAAAGUAUAAUCACAUCUCUGCUACCAAAUUAUACAGGUGUGAAAUUAAGGGAGAUUGUUCAGCAACUGGUGUUACCAUUAUCACCCUUGGGGUGUGUGUAGUGAACAAUAUAUAAAGUCUUUUGGUAUUUUGCUUUCCUUUUUCCACAUGAUAACACUUUGAAUCUGUAUGAAUCAUUCAGUGUACUAUAUCAUAAAUUUUUACUCAUAGACAGAAAUGCAAAACCCUUGAUCAGCCAUAAAAAUAAAUACACCUAGCAUCGCUCUGCCGAGUUACACCCUGCCUGUGUGUGUGUGUUUGUGGCACAUGCAUAAGGGCCUGUGGGUGUGUGCAGGUAUAUUUGCAUGAAAAUGGUGCCUCUGUGGCCAGUAACAUUACUGUUGGUGUAUGAAUUCUCAGCUGGUCUGGGUAAAGGUGUAGUGAAUAUAACUCCAGCUGAAAUUAAGGUUUGUUGUUUUUUAAGAAUGUAGAAUGUAACUUUUUCCCCUCGCUGACUGGACAAGCAUUACCCACGUGUCACGUCCACUUAAAAAAAAAAAAAAAAAAAUGUCCACGAUACCCAAUUUUCUGGUGCUUUGUGCAACACUGGUGUUAAACCUCAUUCUUUACCUCAAACUCAAGCACAGUGCAAACAGUUGUUCCGUACAUAGCAUUUUUUUUUAAAAAAAGAAAAUUUUCCCCUGGGCUCACAAGAUUAAAUGGAAAGAGUUGCAGCAGUCAUUUGGUACUCUGCCUGUACAUGUGUAUGUGCUGAAGGAUGUGUUUUUAUAGGGGUGAGGAGCAUUUCACUGUAAGCACAGAUCCUUAAUAUGUCUUAUAUUACUUGAAUGUAGGAAUUUUAACAUGAAAAUAAUAUUGCUGUAUAUGGAAGAUUAAAAUGUAUGUUACUAUGAGCUUUCUGUAAGUUAUGGGUGGACUUAUUUUUUACUCUCCUCAUCUUUUACAUUUGAUU